Hydatigera taeniaeformis is the source of this 897-nucleotide messenger RNA. The record is from the annotation of a GenBank genome assembly. Lineage: Eukaryota; Metazoa; Platyhelminthes; Cestoda; Cyclophyllidea; Taeniidae.
AUGGACGGAGGGAGUUUGGACAUGGUGCUGAAGCACGCCGGCCGAAUGCCCGAGCCAAUUGUGUCUCGUAUCCUAUAUGCCGUUCUUUGUGGCCUUGAAUAUCUGCGUAAACAACUCAGUAUGAUUCACAGGCGGGUAGCAUAUCACUUAGCUUUUACCUUCCUAGUCACUUCUAGACAUAAUCGAUCGAGAGACGUGAAGCCAUCGAAUAUUCUGAUGCGUCGUAAUGGUGAGAUCAAGCUGUGCGAUUUUGGGGCGAGUGGCAAAUUGAUUGACUCGGUGGCGCACUCUUUUGUGGGCUCGCGAUCUUACAUGGCGCCGGAGCGCAUUUCCGGUCAGUCCUACAGCACAUCCUCAGAUGUGUGGAGCCUUGGAUUAACCCUUAUAGAAUUAGCCACCGGUCGUUAUCCCAUUCCCGCGAUCGAAAACGAAACACAAUACUACACCGGAUUUUCUAAUGAUCGACAAACUAACCUUAAGGAGCAUAUUGAUGCUGCUCGAGAGGGUCGAAAGCUGCCGCCCGUGACAACCUCAGAACAGUUACCAUUGUCUAUCUUCGAACUGUUGGUACUUAUUGUGGAGCAGCCAUUGCCUCGCCUGCCACGGACCUGCUUCAGUGACGACUUCAUAGACCUUGUGGCUUCCUGCCUCCGCACAGAGAGCGUUGAGCGACCAUCGCUGGAGGUUCUUCAACACCACGCUUUUGUCACUACGGUGGCGGGCCUAGUUCCCGCUGGAGCAAAUAGACGCAGCAGCAUUCGAUUUCGUGAUGUCUCUACCACUGCUACUGCUUCUAAUACUCCCGGCGGCUCUCAAGACACCAACGUUGAUUUGAAUAUGGAUGAUAUCGCCUUCUACCUCUCCCACAUCCUACCACCUCACGACGGCAUCGGCUAG